AUGGAGUCUCUGGAAGAACCCACGCAGAUUAGGAAGCCAAACUUGCUAGAAGUUCCCAUUUUGUCCGAUUCCCUUUUGGAAGAUGAGGACGUUAAAGCAAACUUCAAGCCUCGUUUCUCCCCGCAGCCCCGGAGGAGGGGAUCGGAUUCUGAGGAAGACAUGUACAUGGAAGCCCCACCUUCCGUGGCAAGGAAGGUUUCAUUUGCUGAUGCCAUGGGGCUCGAUCUGGUGUCUGUCAAGGAGUUUGACUGCUGGGACGUUCCGAUUCCAGCCCCAAAUUUUGACCCAACGAAUGAGAUUUUAUGCCGGGACGAAUAUAUCCUGUGUCCACUGUUUGAGUUACCAUCUUCCAAAGAAGAUCUAAUGCGGCAGGUUCAGAUCCAGAAGGCGGUCCUCGAGUCAACCGUGUUCCUGCCUGGGAUUACGUGUAUGAAGGGUACCAUUCGUGUACUUAAUGUUUCUUUCGAAAAGUUAGUAUAUGUUCGCAUGUCCUUGGACGCCUGGCACAGCCAUUACGAUAUUCUAGCAGAAUACGUCCCUGAUUCUUGUGACGGCGAAACUGACCAGUUCUUCUUUAAGAUUACAUUAGUUCCUCCCUAUCAAAAAGACGGUGCCACAGUUGAGUUCUGCAUACGCUACGAAACCUCGGUGGGUACGUUUUGGGGGAAUAACAAUGGAGGAAAUUAUACUCUGGUAUGUCGGAAGAAGGAGCAGGAGCCCGAGAAACCACCGGAGGCUCUUCCCAACAAACAGAUCAAAGGCUGCUUGAAGACGAAAUCCAGCAAGGAAGAGACGUCGGAAACAUCCGAGGAGCUAAACUGUGAUAAUUCAAGGAUGGCAGAUCCAAAUCAACCUGAUAUCAUUCAUUCUCAUGAGGACAAUGGAGACAGUAGCCAGAAUGUAAAAGACGUUGGUGGCAAACAAAAUUACAAAGGAUUGGAGCUGCUGCUAAAUGAGCCCUCAGGUGAUGCUCCAAGCACUCCCUCCAAAGAUGAAAGGAGCGCAUCUGCAGCAGAACCACCCACUUUUCUGGGUGCCACAGGAAGAUCCAGGAAUGGCCACUCACCCAUGGGAGCCAGUCCACACUUGCUGAUGCAACCUGCCUCUCCCAUCCCAUCUGCAGAAAACAUGCUUGGUGGAGAAUUGUGUCACCCUGGAAACCACUCGACCAGUGGAGAGUUUAGCCCUCCCUGGUCAACAGCGGGUAUAAUGUCAGAUCCAAUAAACAACAGAGAACAACUUUCGGAGGGCCAUCUUCCUUCCCACAGAAGGGCUCCUGGAGCCCGGAAGAGAGUCGGGGUUAGUUUUCCAGGAAGGUUAGGAGGUAAGACAGAGAGGGCCAGAGAGGGUGAGACCCUUGAGCAGUUAGCCAUCAGCCAGAAUCAUGUUGACAGGCACCAGGAGGCCCUGGAAAUUGCGUGUGAAAUUAUGCCUUUGGGACCGGACAAAGAACAGCAGUCAAGGUCACACGAGAUGGACGUUCUGGAUGACAAUGCUAAUCCAGCUGCAGGGCAGGCUGGGGCACAGGCUUCUUCCCUCCCUUCUGGUUCACUGCUGGUGGGCAGCUUCGAUUGCAAAACGAGAGGAGAAAGAAGUCCCAAUCCUGGAUAUUCAAGAAUGGAUUUCCAUAAGAAGUUGUCAAUAUGCAUGGGUGUCUCAGUGGAGCCUUCUAAAAGGCCAGAAAAGGAGGCUGUAAAAGUCACUCAGGAGAAAGAGGUUGGCAACGCUAAUGACCAGGAGGAGCAGGACAUCCAGCUGGUUGUAGGUGAAUGGCAGAGCAGAAAUGUGCUGCCAAUGUCUCCUGAGGAGCCAGGUGCCACGGAAUCUCCUGAAAAGUGGGCAGGGGUAGAGGGGGCCAGAGAUAAACUCCACCCCAUCCUUCAGAGGGAAGGAAUUUCCAGUCCUGCUGAUGCUUUGGGCCCACCUGGAGAGCUUCACUCUCCUGAGACUGUUUUAGUCAACCAGGGAGGGGGGCCGAAUCCCCAAGAAAUGUGUCCAUUCUUCUGCAAAGAGUUUGCUUCCAAGGAAAACCCUGGUCUCAUCCCCUUCCCAACAAAUGAAAAUAGUUCAUGGACAGACAGUCCCCCACUCCCUGCUCAAUGGGAGACAUCAGACGGGGCUAUACUCGGUGAUCAGAUGAAGGUCAUGGCUGGAAAUCAAAGUGGGAAUGCUUUGGAAAGUCAAGGAAAAGCACAAGAGCGUGUUGUAAAUGCUGCAGAAUGGAUCAGAGACCAAGCAGGGGGUGAAGGCGGGUGGGGAAGAGGAGUUAACACAAAGAGUUGGAAUGCCACUCCAACAGAAGAAUUGUUUACCUGCCAAGAAACAGUGAGAUGUGAACUGUCUUCUGAAGCUGAUCAUAGUAUUACCGGGAAACCAGAAGCUGAAGCCGCUUAUAUAAUUAAGACAGCAUCAGAAAGCACUCUAGAAAUCUUGCCUGCUGGAGAAAGAGCAAUAAUUGCUCAGCUACCUCCAGAGACUCCUCUAAGUGACAAGCCCACAGAGGAAAAGGAAACAGCAUUUGAUCCACAUGAAGGAGGAAAUGAUGGUGCACAUUAUCCUCUUUGUCAAUGGGAGAUAGUGGGUGAGAGGAAUGACGCCGGUUCGGAAAAGGAGUCACGUUUCAGCAUUUAUAAUGAACACCAAGGAGAAGGAACUAUGUGCAACACUGAAUGGAAAUCUGAGAGAGCGGGACAAGACACUGGAAAUGUUUUACCCUUGGAAAAGAGCUUCCAGUCCACUGCCGAGGGUAGAGAAGCCACUGGAGAAGAGGAAGCACGUUUGAGAAAGUUCAUCAAAACCCAGAGUCACCAGCACGGAAACGUGGACAUCAACGAGCCCCAGAGGUCCAUGGAGAAAAAUGCUCUUUCUUGGGCCUUUCCAUAUUCAGACUUUAACUCUGAAAUCGAGGACGGGAACCUCAUUUCCAAUCAGUGUGGCCCAGGCCCCUCCUCGUUCCCUUCCAAAGAUUUUCCCGAGGCUGCUGCCAAGCAUCCGAUAGCAGGGGGAGCCCCCGGGACCGGGUCCCCCGGGUCAGAACACGAUCCUCGUCGAGCUAGAGAGCUCCUAGUGAUAGACAAACACGCGGGUCCCGAGAUGGCUGCUGAUGGUGGGAGCCCCAGGCUAGGGCCUCUGCUCGCUGGGAAGGAGAGAGCGAGCUCCGGGGAACUGGGACUCUGUCAAGUGGAGUCUAGUCUUGGGAAGACCUUCAGGCCAUUGAUCCUGAUCAGUGAAGCGUCGGAAGAUGCGGGAGAGACGGCCUCUGAAACAGAAGUGUUAAGAGCCUACCAUCCUGACGACGACCAGCCGAAGGACCAUCCCAAUCCAGAUUCUGCCUCUCUCCCUGACCAGGGGCAACAAGAUUUCUCUGUGGAGUCUUCCUUUCUAAAGCACAUCAGCACUAAAAUACUCUAUUUCCUCCUGUUCCUGGUAUUCCUUCUCACCACCUACUAUUAUGACUUAAUGGUUGGGUUUGCGUUUUACCUGUUUUCGCUGUCCUGCCUCUACUGGGAAGGAGGGAAACGCAAAGAAUCUGUCAAAAAGAAGUAGCUGCACAGAUCUUUUAUUAUCCCUUCCCUUAAAUUCUAAAAUAUUUAGCCCCAAACAUUUCAGUCAUUAGAAGGGAAUGGUCAUUGCUCAUUGUUAAAGAACCAGUGCAGAUUUUCUCUUGAAGGAUCGUUUAAAAAGGGACGCGGCUGAAGUUUGCUCCUUCGUAUAAGUAAUUAUCCUAUAUAGGACCAUUAUGUUUGGAUCAUUAAAUACCUAUAUGAAUAUGAGAUCUGAAGCACGUCAAGCUCAAAUUAGGUACAGCUGUUGCUCCUUAGCAGGCUAUGAAGAAGCAAUGCUUCAUGUCUCUUCACCAUGAAAAGAGCCAUUUCCUUGCAUUCAUUUUUUCGCAAUAAAAGCUUCCUUCUUGGAGAGUUUUUUUUUUUUUUUGCUCCCCAAGGUUUUAUAUAGUAUAUCCAGCCCAGAGAAUGGAAAUGUGAUUUACCCCAUCUCCUACUGCUGACGCUGUGAUGUGAGAUUCACCAGAGUAAUUUAUAAAUCCUCUUCGGAAGGAAAAUCUUUUGGUAGAUUCCAUUCUUUCCAUUUUGGUUUCGUUGCUUUAUGGCGAUGUUCCCCAUUGGCAGAGUUUGGGUUCAGAAUGCAACGUUUGACUAUUUGGGGAGAACCCGAGUGAGACAGAAUGAGUUCUGUCCCCUCACCCCAGUGCUGACAAAGAUGGGGUGGUGAUGAAGAGUUUGUUAGUGCUCAUUAAGGGGGUGGGAGGUGGGUCCCCAAAUGACAUUUAUAUCUUUUUGUAAAUGAAGCCAAUGUAAUACGAAUGCUGUACGUUCCCCCAUGGAGAAUUAUUUCGGGUAGCAAUUCCGAAGUGGGUUUUCCACUAGCAUUGCUUUCACCAGCAUUUGCACCUAUGAAAUAAAGACAAAAGGAUUUCUCGAG
Messenger RNA from Tachyglossus aculeatus (Australian echidna), 4440 nucleotides. It is a transcript of the gene PPP1R3A, whose product is annotated as protein phosphatase 1 regulatory subunit 3A. The transcript has 4 exons. Lineage: Eukaryota; Metazoa; Chordata; Mammalia; Monotremata; Tachyglossidae. The coding region runs from base 1 to 3546 and encodes 1181 amino acids. The record is from RefSeq and is a predicted model, not a curated record. Gene Ontology annotation, molecular function: protein phosphatase 1 binding; glycogen binding. Gene Ontology annotation, biological process: regulation of glycogen biosynthetic process. Gene Ontology annotation, cellular component: protein phosphatase type 1 complex.